Aspergillus melleus is the source of this 1386-nucleotide messenger RNA. RefSeq names its product putative cytochrome b5 reductase. Gene Ontology annotation, cellular component: endoplasmic reticulum. The transcript is spliced from 2 exons. Lineage: Eukaryota; Fungi; Ascomycota; Eurotiomycetes; Eurotiales; Aspergillaceae. Gene Ontology annotation, molecular function: oxidoreductase activity. The coding region runs from base 1 to 1386 and encodes 461 amino acids. The record is from RefSeq and is a predicted model, not a curated record.
AUGGAAUCGAAACCGGAGAGCUCCAUGGAGGCACAAUUGCCUCAGUACACGGUAGCAGACGUCGCAUCGCAUAACCGCAAGGACGACCUCUGGAUUGUCGUCCACGGGAAAGGUAAGAGAAACACAUCAACAGUCCAGUUUGAUGCCGGCACCGAUGCCACGGAAGCCUUUGAGGAUGUUGGUCAUUCCGACGACUCUCGGGAGAUCAUGGAAGAUUAUCUGAUUGGCACUCUUCAAGGCGCCAAAGAAUAUGUUGCGCCAAAGGCAGUUCGCGUUAUUGCUCAGAAACCAGUGCCAGUUCCUCAACAGUCUUCAAGCGGUUCGAUUGGUGCGGUGACAGGUGUUGUGGGUGCGGUGGCAUCACUCAUCUACGCAUAUAAUCGCGGAGCGUUGGGUUCUCUGAAUUUGCAACGACAUAUCGGCAACGGCGUGCCCCAAUACUUCAGUGGUAUGCGACUGCCGCGCGGAGGCUUCGCGAUUGGGUUCCUCACGGCUACCACUAUCUCCGCGGCGGUUGGAAGUGCAGUAGCACGACAGGCUGCUAAAUUUCUCAAGAUCGAAUCUGGAUUUGCUCGCUACCCGCUGCACAAGAAAGCGCGCAAGGUGGUCAGGGCCGACCCGCACUCAGUUAAGGGAUUCCUCGAUCCGAAAGAGUACCAGCGCCUGCCUUUGGUUGAGAAGGAGCUCCUGUCCCCCAAUGUGUACCGAUUUGUGUUCGCAUUGCCAGAUGCCCGAGGGGUUUUGGGACUCCCGAUCGGCCAGCACGUUGCCAUCCGCGCCGAGAUCGACGGCACUACGGUGACGAGGUCCUACACACCCGUAUCCAACAACCUGGACAAGGGUCGCAUCGAAUUGGUCAUUAAAUGCUACCCCGACGGACUGCUCAGCGGCCGAUACCUUGCCAACCUGCAGGUGGGUGACGAAGUGGAAUUCCGGGGGCCCAAGGGAGCUAUGCGCUACAGCAAAGGACUCGGUACCAAGCUGGGGAUGGUCGCCGGCGGCACGGGGAUCACGCCGAUGUACCAGCUCAUCCGUGCCAUCUGCGAGGACGAGCGGGACACGACGAAGAUCAGCCUGAUCUAUGCUAAUCGAUCCGAGGGCGACAUCCUGCUUCGAGAAGAACUGGAACGGUUUGCGCGCCAGUAUCCCCAGAAUUUCAAACUGUGGUACAUGCUAGACACGGCGCCCGAGAAUUGGCAGUACGGAACGGGGUAUGUGGACCAGGCCGUGCUAACUGAGCGACUACCAGAGCCUUCGGAGGGCACCAAAGUCAUGCUCUGUGGGCCGCCUGGCAUGAUCAAUGCCUGUAAGAAAACGUUGGUGGGAAUGGGAUUCAAGGCGCCGGGGGCGGUUUCGAAGAUGAGCGAACAGAUCUUUUGUUUCUAG